AUGUCGGCAACCACAGCCCCCACCACGUCUCCCUCACCCUGGGCCAACAAAUACCGCGGCGCCACAGUAGAAGACCUCGACCCACCCCCAGCCCUCUCCACCUCACCCCUCUCCCCCAUCUCCUCAGCCCUAACCGCCGCCUACGAACGCGACUACACCCACCUGACAGUCCUCGACCCUUCGACCAAAACCCUCCUAGGCUACGUCUCGGCCCCACAUCUCCAAUCCCUGCUCCAAAGCCACAAACUCGCCGAUCAGGAUCCCGUCAGCUCUGCCAUGGUGAAAUUCCAACGAAAGGGAAGGGCGUAUAGGACGAUUACUAUGGAGACGCCGCUGGAGGAAUUGGAGGAGUUUUUUGAGGGGGGAGGAGGAGGGAAUGGAAAGCAGGAUUUCGCGGUUGUGACGGAUCCUGCGAGGAGGUUUGUUUUGGGGGUUGUUACGAGGGGGGAUUUGGAGAGGUUUGUGGAGAGGAGGCCGGCUUGA
This is a messenger RNA of Ramularia collo-cygni, 483 nucleotides long. Its product is annotated as related to cystathionine beta-synthase. Bases 1 to 483 code for a protein of 160 amino acids. NCBI's taxonomy places the organism in Eukaryota, Fungi, Ascomycota, Dothideomycetes, Mycosphaerellales, Mycosphaerellaceae. The transcript has 2 exons. The record is from RefSeq and is a predicted model, not a curated record.